CUUGUCUUGUGUUAGCGCGGGAGUGGGGGAAGCGCGCGCCUGCCCGUCUUUGCUGGAGACUCCGGGCCGUCCGUGCAGCAGCCGUUAGCAGCAGCAGCAGCAGCGCGAGCGCAGGCGGGAGCGGGAGCGGGACCAACGGUCGGUGGACGGCAACAGCACCUCAUCAUUAGAGAAAAGCAACCAUCCAACAUCAACCCAGAGACAGGACAAUAUUGCUGGACCAUACGCGUUUAUAUGUUUGGCGUCCGCAUCAGUUGAUAAACAGUCGGUGGCGGCCGAGUGAGCAGCGCGUCUGGAUAUCGGCAGCCGGGCGGUGGCGGCGGGAGAAUAGAGGACGAGAGACAAGCAGCGGGCUGAGGAGAAGAAGAACCAUGUUCGCCAAACACAACGUCUCCGUUUUCUGCCUCUACAGCUUCCUCGGGGCUCUCUUUCAACUCCAAGCGGCUGCAACCAAGACAAAGGCUAAAGGUGGGCAGGCACAGUCGCCGCUAACGCAGAACGUGACGGCGGUGGAAGGGGGGACGGCCAUGCUGACGUGUCGCGUCGAUCACAACGACAAUACCUCACUGCAGUGGUCCAAUCCCGCACAGCAGACACUCUACUUCGACGACAAGAAAGCGUUGCGGGACAACCGUAUCGAGCUGGUGCGGUCAUCCUGGCACGAGCUGAGCAUCAACAUCAGCGACAUCUCCCUGUCGGAUGAAGGCCAGUACACCUGCUCCCUUUUCACCAUGCCCGUCAAGACAGCCAAAGCCUUCCUCACUGUGCUGGCUGUCCCCCAGACCCCGGUGAUCAGCGGCUUCAAGGGGCCGGUGAACGAGGGUGAUGCCGUGGAGCUGACCUGCACCACAACCGGGAGCAAGCCGGCAGCUCACCUCCGCUGGUACAAGGGCGACGCCGAGAUUCACGACGUGCCGCUGAGCCAGGAGCCGGAGCUCCGGGGGAAGACAUACACAGUGCGCAGCACACUGCGGCUGCAGGUGGAUCGCAACGAUGACGGUGUGGGCGUCCGCUGCAGCGUCGACCACGAGUCCCUGCGCGCAGCGCCGCAUGUAGCAACGCAGCGCCUCGACAUCCAGUACGCUCCGUCGGUGAAGAUCGACCUGUCCAGGAACUUUGCCCGAGAGGGGGACGAGCUACGUAUGGAUUGCCGGGCAACCGGGAACCCCGAGCCGGAGGCGGUGAAGUGGAAGAAGGACGGCGCGGAGCUGCCGGACCCCGAGCGCAUGGUGGUGGACGGCAACGUGCUGGUCAUCAGCGCCCUGAACAAGACGGACAACGGCACGUACCACUGUGAGGCCGCCAACACCAUGGGCCACAACAGCGCCGAAUACAAACUCUAUGUGUACGAUGCCCCCAUGGCCCUGCCUCCCAUGGCCAGGCCCCUGCCCUCCCUCGCCACCAGGGCGAUCCCCGUCACCAUAGCUGCAGCCGCCGCUGGCACCACCGCAGGCUCCAGCGCCCGAGCCUCGCCCAAGCCCAGCGCCCCGACCGGCAGGGGCCAAGAUCUCAGCGCUCUCGCCGGUCAGUCUGGGCCAGACCAUGCGGUGAUUGGCGGUGUGGUGGCCGUUGUCGUCUUCAUCACCCUGUGUCUGAUCAUCGUACUGGGCCGAUACCUGGCCCGGCAUAAAGGGACGUACCUGACCAACGAGGCGAAGGGAGCGGAGGACGCGCCGGAUGCCGAUACGGCCAUCAUCAACGCCGAGGGCAGCCAGGCCAACGCUGAGGAGAAGAAGGAGUACUUCAUCUGAUCAACAUCUGGCCAACAUCUGCCCCAAUAAUGCCCCACAUCUGCCCAACAAUAAUGUCCCACAUCUGCCCCCAACUCCUGUCCCCAACAUCUGCCCCAUAUCUGCCCAACUGUCCCAAACAUCUGCCCAAGAUCCACAACAUCUGUCCCCAACAUCUGUCCCACUUCUGCCCAACAUCUGCCCCAAGAUCUGCAACAUCUGUCCAACAACUGUCCCAAACAUCU
This is a messenger RNA of Amblyraja radiata (thorny skate), 1975 nucleotides long. RefSeq names its product cell adhesion molecule 2b (gene cadm2b). The record is from RefSeq and is a predicted model, not a curated record. The coding region runs from base 372 to 1751 and encodes 459 amino acids. Gene Ontology annotation, biological process: homophilic cell-cell adhesion. The transcript has 12 exons. NCBI's taxonomy places the organism in Eukaryota, Metazoa, Chordata, Chondrichthyes, Rajiformes, Rajidae.